AUGGAGGAGGCCGUGACCGGAGCCGUCGCCGAGCAGGAGGAGUCCUUGGGGCAGAGCUCCAGGCGGCUGCUGUACCAGCCCCAGACGCUGAAGUACUGGACCCUGGAUGUCUAUUACACGGCCAAGGACGAGGGCGGCAGUGUGUUCACCGAGGACGCCAUGGCUGAGAUCAGGCGGUUCGAGCGGAGCAUGUUCGAGUUUGCGGGGUACGAGCACUUCUGCCACGUGGACAGGGACACCGAGACCAUGGAGUGCUCGAUCCCCAAUUCCGUCGCGUCGAUCUUCAAUCCCAGCGUGCAGAGAGUCAAUGGCUCGGACUUCGACUCCACCAUCGAGGUGGCCUACGACGGCCAGGGGGAGUGCCUUUCUUCCGCCAGUGUCGCAGACGCCGUGGCUGCACUGAACCAGGCGGGGGUGUCCUGGUGGUGGGACGCCGGCUUCGACGGCUCGUCGGCGUCCGGGAUGGCCACGCGCUCCCAGUUCCGGGGCGGAGCCCCGCUCGGCGCGGCCUCGGCCACCGCCAAGCUGACGGACGAGAUGAGGGCGGAGACCCAGGAGAUGGGUUCCUGCACUCGCUGA
Molecule: messenger RNA, 579 nt
Organism: Prorocentrum cordatum
Lineage: Eukaryota; Dinophyceae; Prorocentrales; Prorocentraceae
Source: the annotation of a GenBank genome assembly